AUGGCUCCUCGCGCUGCACUGCGCUCAGCCAACAGGAGAUCGGCCCUCCUCACGCAGGCUAAGAUUGGGGACACACUGGAGGAGUUCCUAGUGGAUGCCACCAGCGACCCCAAGCUGCGCCAGGUCUUGAUGAGCCUGGCAGAGGCAGUGCGCACCAUUGCAUUCAAGGUGCGCACGGCGUCGUGUGGAGCGGCCAACUGCGUCAACACAUUCGGAGAUGAGCAGCUUGCAGUGGACCUGCUGGCAGACAAGCUCCUCUUCGAGGCCCUCAAGUUCUCUGGGGUGGUGAAGUACGCGUGCAGCGAGGAGGUCCCGGAGCCGGUGGACAUGCAGGGAGAGGGCUUCAGCGUCGCAUUCGACCCCCUGGACGGGUCCUCCAUCGUGGACACCAACUUCACCGUCGGCACCAUCUUCGGCAUCUGGCCCGGCAACAAGCUCACCGGCAUCACCGGCCGCGACCAGGCAGCUGCUGGCAUGGGCAUCUACGGCCCGCGCACGAUCUACUGCAUUGCGCUGAAGGACGCGCCAGGCUGCCACGAGUUUGUGCUGCAGGAUGACGGCAAGUGGCUGCACAUCAAGGAGACCACCGAAAUCGGCGAGGGCAAGAUGUUCAGCCCCGGCAACCUGCGUGCGACCUUCGACAACCCCAACUACGAGCGCCUCAUCUCCCAUUACAUCGGAGAGAAGUACACGCUGCGCUACACCGGAGGCAUGGUCCCCGACGUGUUCCAGAUCAUCGUGAAGGAGAAGGGUGUGUUCACAAACGUGACAUCCCCCUCCACCAAGGCCAAGCUGCGCAUCCUGUUCGAGGUUGCUCCCCUGGCACUCCUGAUUGAGAAGGCCGGCGGCCAUAGCAGCUGCGACGGCUUGUUGGUGUCCGGUCUUGAUGUGGAAAUCACUGCUCACGACCAGCGGACGCAGAUCUGCUACGGGUCAAAGGCCGAGGUGCAGCGCUUUGAGGAGUAUGUCUACGGCCAGUCCCCCCGCUUCGCUGAGGUGGAGGCCAACGCCUGA
Molecule: messenger RNA, 1014 nt
Organism: Coccomyxa subellipsoidea C-169
Lineage: Eukaryota; Viridiplantae; Chlorophyta; Trebouxiophyceae; Coccomyxaceae
Product: sedoheptulose-1,7-bisphosphatase
Exons: 8
Coding region: 1-1014 (337 amino acids)
Biological process (GO): fructose 1,6-bisphosphate metabolic process; fructose 6-phosphate metabolic process; gluconeogenesis
Cellular component (GO): cytoplasm
Molecular function (GO): fructose 1,6-bisphosphate 1-phosphatase activity
Source: RefSeq, a predicted model, not a curated record